Messenger RNA from Trypanosoma cruzi, 870 nucleotides. Its product is annotated as proliferative cell nuclear antigen (PCNA), putative. NCBI's taxonomy places the organism in Eukaryota, Euglenozoa, Kinetoplastea, Trypanosomatida, Trypanosomatidae. The record is from RefSeq and is a predicted model, not a curated record. The transcript has a single exon. Gene Ontology annotation, biological process: regulation of DNA replication; leading strand elongation; mismatch repair. The coding region runs from base 1 to 870 and encodes 289 amino acids. Gene Ontology annotation, cellular component: PCNA complex. Gene Ontology annotation, molecular function: DNA polymerase processivity factor activity; DNA binding.
AUGCUGGAGGCUCAAGUUCAACAGGCAAACUUGUGGAAGCGGCUGAUUGAAUGCAUCAGUGGGCUUGUGAAUGAGGCGAACUUUGACUGCAAUCCUGGUGGCCUCUCCAUUCAAGCCAUGGACACCAGUCACGUCGCCCUUGUCCAUCUCCUCCUCCGUGACGACUGCUUCACCAAGUACCAGUGUGAGCGGAACAGUAUUCUUGGCCUCAAUCUCGCCUCUCUUUCAAAGGUGCUGAAGAUUGUUGAGGGCUCCGACAGUUUGACGCUGCACCACGAGGAUGAUUCUGAUGUCGUUGUGUUGACCUCGGAAAAUGUUGAGAAGUCCCGCAAGUGUGAGUACCAGCUGAAACUGCUGGAGAUUGAGGGGGAGGCUAUGGGAAUUCCGGAGAUGGAGUACGGCUCAACGGUGACUCUCAGUUCCCAGGAGUUUGCCAAAAUUGUUCGAGACAUGAGCGUCUUUGGCGAGACAGUCACAAUUGAGAUUCGAAAGGAGGGUGUGAAAUUCAGCUCCUCCGGCGAUGUGGGCGAGGGCUACGCCUUCCUGCGCGCCGCUGGAGGAACGGGGCGCACGGUGAGGACCGCGCCGGAGGUGAAGAAGGAAGAGGACGACGAUACACCCAUCGGCCGCGCCAACGCAUCAGGCACGAAGAAUAGCCACACGGCCAUUGGGGUUGAGGUGCGGACGGACGAGCCUGUUACUCUCUCCUUUGCGCUGCGUUUUAUGAACGUCUUUGCGAAGGGAUCUACGCUGAGCGACCGUGUGUCGCUGAAGUUUGCUCCGGACAGCCCGUGCAUGGUGGAGUUCAAUAUCGAUCAAGUGGGCUACCUGCGCUACUUCCUUGCCCCAAAGAUGGAUGACGUGAUGUGA